Colius striatus (speckled mousebird) is the source of this 5505-nucleotide messenger RNA. RefSeq names its product shroom family member 4 (gene SHROOM4). Gene Ontology annotation, biological process: actin filament organization. The transcript has 10 exons. Gene Ontology annotation, cellular component: adherens junction; cortical actin cytoskeleton; apical junction complex. The record is from RefSeq and is a predicted model, not a curated record. Bases 56 to 4222 code for a protein of 1388 amino acids. Gene Ontology annotation, molecular function: actin filament binding. NCBI's taxonomy places the organism in Eukaryota, Metazoa, Chordata, Aves, Coliiformes, Coliidae.
GUCAUUUCCUCCGCGGUGCGGGGCCGGGCCGGGCCGGGAUGGGGCGGUAGCGGCCAUGGAGCGGGCCGAGGGCCGGCCCGGCGCCCCCCAGUACGUGCAUGUGCAGCUGCAGGGGGGUGCGCCCUGGGGCUUCACGCUGCGCGGCGGGCUGGAGCACGGCGAGCCCCUCAUCGUCUCUAAGGUGGAGGACGGGGGCAAGGCUGCGCUGUCCCGACGGCUGCAGCCGGGCGAUGAGCUGGUGAACAUCAGCGGGACGCCUCUGUACGGCUCCCGCCAGGAAGCCCUGAUCCUCAUCAAGGGCUCCUACCGCACCCUCAAGAUGAUCGUCCGCAGGAGGAGCGUGCCCGUCCUCCGGCCCCAUUCCUGGCACAUGGCCAAGCUUGCCGAAAGCCGCCCGGACACCCCCGCCAUGCACUGCCCUGCUGAUGCCUUCAGCCUGUCCUGGCCCUCGGGCUGUGAUGUCAGCGAGCUGUCCCUGCAGUGGAACCCGCUGUCCCGGCACUGCAGCACCGACCGCAGCAGCUCCAUCGGGAGCAUGGAGAGCCUGGACCAGCCCGGACAGGCCUACUACGAAGGAGACCCCUCACCCGUUGACCAGGGCAUGUACCACAGCAAGCGGGACUCAGCCUACAGCUCCUUCUCUGCCAGCUCCAUCGCCUCCGACUGCGCCCUGUCCCUUCGCCCGGAGGAGGCCGCCUCCAUCAACUCCUGCAAGCCCCCCGACAGGCGCUACCUGACCGCGGAGGCUGAGCCUCCCGCCGGCCAGCAGCCAGAGGCCUGGCGGGCCCCCGUGCCCCCCCAGCCCCCCGUCAGGAGGGACAGCCUGCGGGCAGCCCCGGCUGGUGGAGGGGACAGGCACCGCACAGCCGUCCCGGCCGACGUGCUGCACGCCAAGGGCCGGUGGAUCUCCGACACCUUCCUCUGCCAGCGGGACGUGGAGCUGGAGGCGGUGGGCGCGAGGACGCCGUCGCCGUACCCCGCAAAGGACCGGCUCUCCACCGACCAGUAUUACACGCUGAGCUCCCACCCUGACCGCGGCCCGGCCAAGCCGCCGCUGGCGGACAGCGCGGAGCCUGGCGACCGGCUGUACCUGGACGGUGGCAGGCGCCAGGCGGCGGACGCCGCGCCGGCGGGUGACAACCCCUUGCUGUCCCCGCUCAAGAGCCACGCGCUGCACCGGCACAGCGCUCCCGAGCAGCUGCUGGCCUCCCAGCUCCGCUCCCUGCAGCUGGGCGCCGGCAGCGGCAGAGCCUCGCCUGCCUCCGACGGGCACCGCUGGACCCUGUCCCCGCUGCACCCCGAGGGCGGCUGCCCGGGGCCCGCGCAGGACUCCCCGCUCUGCCCGGAGCCGUGCUGCUGCCCCGAGCUGCAGCGAGCCUGUGGGCAGACCAGGCUCACGGGCAGCCCGGCGUGCGGCGGCGAGGGGCCGGGGCCGGAGGAGAGCCGUGCGGGGGCCCGGCGGGCCGGGGGCGCUCCACACCGCUCCGCUCAGAUGCGCCGCAACAGCGACCGCUUCGCCACCAGCCUGCGCAACGAGAUCCAGCGGCGCAAGGCCCAGCUGCAGAAGAGCCGUGGCCCCGGCGCCGUGCCGCCGGGCGAGGAGCCGGUGACGGAGGCCGAGGAGCCCCCCGAGGGCAGCGUGCCCGUGCUGGUGCCGGUGGAGGGGCCUCGCACCCCACCUGAGUGUCUCAGCCCUGCGCCAAGCAAGGACGGUCGAAAGCCCGUCCCGGCGGGGGACCGGGGCCUCCCCACCCCUGAGCCGCCGCCAGCGCCCAAAGGGUCCCCGUCUCCGGAGCGGGCGCUGCCGGCGGGCCGGGGCCACUGGCGCUGGUCCCCGGAGCACGAGCUGCAGCCGCAGGUCUCGCCCAGCCGCCGGGAGCUGGAGGGUUACGGCCAGGGCCCGGCGGCACAGGCGUCGCCGCCGCGGGGCAGCGAUGAGGCCGUUCUCCUGCCCUUCGCCGACCGCCGCCGCUUCUUCGAGGAGAGCAGCCGGCCGGCGCCGCCUCGGCACGCCAAGCCCCCGGCGGGUGAUCCCGCUGCCUUCCAGCCCCCCGGCCCCGAGUGCCGGGACGUCCGCCGCCUCUCCAUGGACCAGGCCUACGGUGCCCCCGCCUCACCCGGCCGCCCUGGCUCCGCCGGCCCCUACGCCGAGUGCUGCCGGGAGCAGGCCUCCUGCUACAAGCCGCUGAGAAGGCCAGGGGAGCUGGAGUACCUGCGGGGCUUUUCCUACCCCUAUGGGGUUCCCCGGCGCCCUGAGUCCUGCCACUGCUGCCGGGGGGACCUGUGCCCGCCGCCGCUGCCCCACGGCCAUGCCUGCCGCUGCCACCCGCAGCCCUGGGCGCGCUGCCCUGACUUCUGCUGCCCGGUGCCCCACGCCGGGCGGGAGGACAACGACGCCUGGCCACCACGGAGAGCUUUUGCCGGGGAGUUUUCCGUGGAUGAAUGGGAACCACCAGCAAUAACCAGGAAAGCCAGCCAGUCCAUCAGUGAGUUCUCCCGAUACCAACUGGGCUUCCCAAGGCUCGGCCCCUUCCAACCUCGCUUUGACAACGCCGAGCCGGACUGGCUGCCCUGCUACCGGGCCACAUCCACGCAUGACGUGUCAUGGGAUGGCAACCGCCUGGCUCGGUCUCCCGAGAGCCCCCCGGACCCCCUGCACCGCCCGCUGCGUGGCAGAGCCUUCUCUGAGAGCCACCUCAACCUGGAGCCCGCCAGCCCCCGCGGCCGCGGCCAAAGGGAUCUUCACACCAAGCUGGACUCUCCUGGCAUCCCCAAAAAGAAAGGCCCCCCACCUCCCCGGCCCCCUCCCCCCAACUGGGAGAAGUACAGGCAGCGCCGGACGUGCCAGCGCCUGCCAGAGGGUUCCGGCCGCGACCCUGCCGUCAUCACUGCCCCGGUGCCGCCGCGCAGCAUCGCCGAGGCCGUGCGUGAGCGCUCGCAGAGCCUCGCCGGGGGCAAGUGGAGCCGGUGUCAGGGCCACGUUGCUCCUCCCCCUGCCCCACCGGCCGCCUGUCCCCGGCCCGAGCCCCCCACGUCGCUCCGCAGGGCUCCCGAGUCCGACGCCGGCAGCGCUGAGAUGGGCAGGGUCGUGGGGACCGCGGAGGAGUGGCUGAAGGCAAAGCACCCGUGGGAGCUGGAGGAGCAGCCCCAAAGGCUCGUCUGGAACCAGGAGAAGGGCUGGGCCGGCGCCCGCAGGGUGGGUGAGUGCUCCCUGCCCCUGCGUGGCAGCCCCGGCCCCGCCAGCCCGGAGGCAGCCAAGCCCAGCCCCGCAGCCGCGGAGGGGCCGAGCUGCCAGGGGGCCCAGCCCCAGCCCCGCCGCGUGGACUCGGAGGAGCUGCUGUGGGACGUGGCGGGCAGGGAGCACUCCCUGGGCAGCAUCCUGCCCCCCUCAGCCCCCCUCGGCCCCACGGCCGAGCUGCUGGUGGCCAGGGAGCAGCAGCCCUGGCGGGAGCGUUUCCAGCAGGACUGGCACCCCGAGAGCCUGGCGCAGGACAGGCAGGGCUUCGAGCCCAUCUCACCGCCCCCCGACAGCGCUGCCAGCUCCAGCGCCUACCCGGCCUAUUACGGUGCAGCAGUGGGCAAAGCCGAGCCGCUGGGCAAGGUGAAGGAGCUCCCAGACGUGGUGGAGGGGAGCUCGGAGGAUGAGGAGGAGGCAGAGCGUGAGCUGGUGGAAAAGAAGCUGCAGCUGAUCGAGAGCCUGAGCCGCAAGCUGGCCGUGCUGCGGGAGGCUCAGCGGGGGCUGCAGGAGGACAUCAGUGCCAACGGGGCGCUGGGCGAGGACGUGGCCGCCCGCCUGCAAGCCCUCUGCACCCCAGGCGAGUUCGACAAGUACCGGCUCUUCGUGGGAGACCUGGACAAGGUGGUGAACCUCCUGCUGUCCCUGUCCGGACGCCUGGCCCGGGUGGAGACGGCCCUGGGCAGCCUGGGGCCGCACACUGCCGCUGAGGACGAGGUGGCCCUGCGAGAGAAGCAGCGGCUGCUGGUGGCACAGCUGGAGGACGCCAAGGAGCUGAAGGAGCACGUGGGGAGGCGGGAGGAGGCGGUGGGUGCCAUGGUGGCACGGUACCUGCCCCCCGAGCACCUCCAGGACUACCAGCACUUCGUCAAGAUGAAGUCGGCCCUCAUCGCCGAGCAGCGGGAGCUGGAGGAGAAGAUCAAGCUGGGCCAGGAGCAGCUGCGGUGCCUGCACGAGAGCCUGGGCCAGCCCCCCAAGGGCUGCUAGCCCCCUGCCCAGCCUCCCGCCGGCACCUGCCCCGGCCCCAGCUCGCUGCCCGAGCACAUCCAGCCCCUGGGGAGCUCUGUCCAGCCCCUGCCUGUUAUUUAUUUGUCUGGUUUACCGGGCAGGGGGAGAGGGUGCUAGUCGAGGCACGGGCAGGGCCUCUGCCACAGAGCUGCCCUGGAAUCUACAGCCGCCUGGCACGCUGUGGCCUUGUGGCCCGGCAGGACUGGGUGGACGGAUCCUGUCGCCCCCGUGCUGGGUCUCUCCGUGCCCACGGGGGUCCCUCCAGCUUGUCCUGGACGCCGGUGCCUGUCCUGCAGCUGGUGCUGCACCUCGUGCCUUAAACACCCGCCCAGUUGCCACGGGGCAUCCCCACGCCGUGCCUGGAAGGGUUAAGCCGUCCCUGCCCUCCGUCCCGUCUGUUUGUCUGGCUCUGUCCAUCGGUCUGUUUGUCCGGCUCUGUCCAUCAGUCCGGUGGGAGCUGCAGGAAUGUGUUUCGCCCCCGGCAUCCUCUUCCUCUCCAUUGUGUCCCAAACAAUAGCCCUGGCCAGUGGGUUCUUAACCCGCUCGCUGCUGGGCCGAGGCGCCGCAGGGAGCUGAGGCAGGUGCUGCGCACCCUGAGAUGGUGCCCUGCCAGGGGGUGGGGUGCUGGCAGCUCACAGGGGGCUGUGGGUGCCCUCUGCCACCGGUGCUGCGGGCGCAGGGACCGCACGGCCUCAUCUCACGGUCACCUCCAGCGCCAGGAGGAGGAAAAGCCACGCCAAGGAAGCAGCAGGGUACCUGUGUCCCUCCUCCGUGCUGCUGCAGCCCCAUAUAGCACUUAGAGCUCCCCCUGGGUCAGCCCCUGCCCCAGGAUCAGCAGGUGCCUUGUUGCUGGUUUUGCACCAGGAGUUGGUGCAGCCGGGGGCAGCCUGGCAGGGGGAGCGUUCUGGGGAGGGGGAGUGGGCCACAGAGCCUUGGGGAUGGUCAGAGCUGGGCAGCCCCUGCCCAGGGUGCCCACCUGGCACCGCAGCAGCCCUCCUUUGGGGCUGCUUCCCUCAUGCCCCAGCCCAUUGAACACUACACCCACCCCUACCUGUCCCUGCCCUUGGAUGGUGCCAGGGGGCAGCGGGGUCUCCUGCGUGCCCUCCAUCUCAGCCACCCCUUGUGCCUGCCCAGGGAUGCUGCUGGGACCAAAGACUGCAGCUCCUGGCACGUGGGGGCCGUGCAGGUCCCUGUGCCAGGGCAGUGUGCCCGUGCCUUGCCGUUGUGCCUCACACUAAAGCAGCAGCAGCUGCACAACCGCC